UUCUCUAUCAAUUAGAGUGAUGAUGUCGUGGGCAUUGUGCAUUUGGGUUUCUCUACUUGUGACAAGCAUCACAACUUGGGUUUACAAAUGGAGGAACCCUAAAUGCAGUGGGAAGCUUCCACCGGGUUCCAUGGGCUUACCACUUCUUGGUGAGACGAUUGCUUUCUUCAAACCUUACUCAAAUUUAGAUAUCCAACCUUUUAUCAAAGAGAGGAUUAAAAAGUAUGGGCCAAUAUUCAAGACCAGCUUUGUUGGGAUACCAGUUAUUGUAGCAACCGACCCUGAUUUUAGUUAUUUUGUGCUCAACCAAGAAGGCCAAUGUUUCAAGAAUUGGUAUCCUGAUACUUUCACUAAGAUCUUUGGAAAUCAGAAUCUUGCAACAUUACAUGGCUUCGUAUAUAAGCACCUCAAGCACAUGAUCUUGAGUCUUUUUGGCCAUGAGAGUCGCAAGAAGAUGCUUCCUGAAAUUGAAGAAAAUGUUUGUAAGAAGUUAAAGCUCUGGUCAACUCAAAACUCAGUUGAGCUGAAAGGUUCAACAGCAAGCUUGAUAUUGGAUCUCACCACAAAAAAGUUGAUGGGCCUUGAUCAAGGCAAGUACUCAGAUAAACUAAGGGAUUGCUUUGCUGCGUUUAAUGAUGGUUUGAUCUCUUUCCCUAUCAACAUCCCCGGGACAGCUUAUCACAAGUGCCUAGAGGGUAGGGAAAGGGCAAUGAAAAUGUUGAGAGAUAUGCUUCAGGAGAGGCGUGAGAAUCCAAGGGAGAAUCCAAGUGAUUUCUUCGAUUAUGUUAUUGAAGAGCUUAAGAAAGAAGAUACACUUUUGACAGAAGAAAUUGCACUAGACUUGAUGUUUGUGUUGAUUUUCACCAGCUUUGAGACAACAUCUUAUUCAUUAACUUUAGCCAUCAAGUUCCUCUCAGACGACCCUUCAAUUCUUAAAAGUCUAACGGAAGAGCAUGAGGCAAUUCUGAGAAACCGUGAAGAUGCUAACUCUGGACUUACUUGGAAAGAAUACAAAUCAAUGACUUACACACUUCAGUUCAUAAACGAAACAGCGCGGCUAGCGAAUUUAGCUAUUGGAAUUUUUCGAAAAGCCUUGGUAGAUACCGAGUAUGAAGGUAUGAUCAACCAAACAACAACACAAAACACUCAAAUUAAUUGUUAUAUAUAUAUAAUUCACUUUGUAAAAAUGGAUACAGGUUAUAUAAUUCCAGCUGGUUGGACAGUGAUGGUAUGUCCUCCAGCUAUACAUUUGAAUCCAGACAUCUAUGAAGAUCCUCUUGUCUUCGAUCCAUCUAGAUGGGAAGGAUCAAAAUAUACAAAUGCAUCAAAGACAUUCAUGGCGUUUGGUGGAGGAAUGAGAUUCUGUAUCGGAACUGACUUCAGCAAACUCCAAAUGGCAGUGUUCCUUCAUAGCUUGGUCACAAAAUACAAAUGGGAGGAGAUCAGUGGAGGAAACAUACGUCGAACUCCUGGAUUACAUUUUCCAAAUGGGUAUCAUGUUAAACUCAAGAAGAAAGAGAUCUGAUAUUUACAAUAUACAAGACCUAAGAUGCAUAUUAUAUGUUGUGUACUUUUAUUAAAAAUUAGAUAUAUUAUACUAUAGUAUACUGUUUGUAUUAAACAAAAAUAACGCUUUUAUUAUAAAUUAGACAUCUAUGAAAAUCCUUUAGUCUUCAAUCCAUCUAGGUGGGAUGUGAGUUCAUAAAUCUUGUUCUCUUAAGUAACCUGAAAAGAAACUGGGAUCAGAUUCAUGUGGAA
Capsella rubella is the source of this 1758-nucleotide messenger RNA. RefSeq names its product cytochrome P450 87A3. The coding region runs from base 20 to 1525 and encodes 501 amino acids. NCBI's taxonomy places the organism in Eukaryota, Viridiplantae, Streptophyta, Magnoliopsida, Brassicales, Brassicaceae. The transcript has 8 exons. The record is from RefSeq and is a predicted model, not a curated record. Gene Ontology annotation, biological process: sterol metabolic process. Gene Ontology annotation, molecular function: heme binding; oxidoreductase activity, acting on paired donors, with incorporation or reduction of molecular oxygen; monooxygenase activity.